Sesamum indicum (sesame) is the source of this 2243-nucleotide messenger RNA. Its product is annotated as amino acid transporter AVT1C. Gene Ontology annotation, molecular function: L-amino acid transmembrane transporter activity. Gene Ontology annotation, cellular component: vacuolar membrane. Gene Ontology annotation, biological process: amino acid transmembrane transport. Lineage: Eukaryota; Viridiplantae; Streptophyta; Magnoliopsida; Lamiales; Pedaliaceae. The record is from RefSeq and is a predicted model, not a curated record.
AUUCCGAAGGCAAAUAAGUUGUCAUUUGACAAAUUCCUACGGUGGUCUGUCUCUUUAUAUAUUCGUGUUGCUCCACGAACAUUAACCCACACGAAAAACAUCAUUUGACACUUACAGCUGAAUUCCUGUUUUGAAGUAGUGGGCAAAGAUUUAGUGGGUGUUCUGUGUGUUGAGGGGAAAAGGUGAGGAGGCUAGUGUGUGUUUUUUGGGUGAGUUGAGAAGGUGAAACUCUUUCUUGGUGAGUGUUGGAAGAUUCAGAAGGUGGUAUUUUUUGAUGCAUUGUUGCGGAGAAAAGGUUGAGAUCUUUUCUGGCGAGAAUCCCACAAGAAGCUGACAUCUUUUUCUCUUUGGUAACUAUUUGAAGAGCUUUCAUGAAUUUCGAUUUUGAGCUACAGAUCCAUCUCUCUGUAAGGUUAAAAGGUGUUAUUUCAAUUGAAUUCUGAAGCAAUUUGAAGCUAAAGAAGGGAGAGGUAAGACGAUGAAGAAAUCAUCGUCCGAACAGUUUAUUCUGGAAAGUGAUGAAGAGGAUGAGGAGAAAGGUGAAGGUGGGAACGAAUCUGAGUUCUCCAUUUACUCUGAUGAUAACGAUGAACAUCAUCAGAGCAAGAUCGGUUCUUUGGACCCUGCCUGGCCUCAAAGUUACAGGCAAUCCAUUGAUCUGUACGGUAGUGUCCCGUCACCAAGUAUUAACUUUCUGGGGCCAUCAUCGUUAUCACUAAUAGGCAGCUCAUUCCUUUCAUCAUCUCUUAUAAGGAGACACACUCCAGAGAAAUUACCUUCUCUGACAAAGCCUCUUAUACCAUCCGUAGAGGACGAGACAUUCAAAGAAAGACCAAGUUCCCCACGUCUGCCGAUGCCUCCACUGUCAAGGAAACCUAGUUCGAGGAGAGUGAUCCAUGAUAAGAAAGCAUCAGUUGCACAUGAACUUCCAGUUUCUCACCAGAGCUCAUACGGACAGGCAGUGCUAAAUGGCGUGAAUGUACUUUGUGGAGUUGGAAUCCUAUCUACUCCAUAUGCUGUCAAAGAAGGGGGCUGGGUUGGGCUUUCUAUAUUAUUGAUUUUUGCUGCACUUUCUUUUUACACUGGAAUUCUCUUGCGAUACUGCUUGGACAGUCAACCUGGUCUCGAAACAUACCCGGACAUUGGCCAGGCUGCCUUUGGUACGGCAGGACGUGUUUUUAUAUCUAUUAUUCUAUAUGUGGAGUUAUAUGCUUGUUGCGUCGAGUAUAUCAUUUUGGAGACUGACAACUUGUCAUCUUUAUUUCCAAAUGCGCAUAUAAACAUAGGAGAGUUUGACUUGAACUCUCACCAUCUUUUUGCACUGAUGACCACCUUGGUUAUUCUUCCUACUGUUUGGUUAAGGGACCUCAGUGUUCUUAGCUACCUUUCUGCUGGAGGAGUUGUCGCAUCAAUCUUGGUAGUUGCUUGUUUGUUCUGGACUGGCUUGGUGGAUCAUGUCGGUGUUCAUACUAAAGGGACAGCUCUAAACCUUUCUACUCUUCCUGUUGCUAUUGGUCUCUACGGUUUUUGCUACUCAGGCCAUGCCGUCUUUCCCAAUAUAUAUUCAUCAAUGAAAAUGCCAAGCCAGUACCCUUCUGUCCUUCUAACGAGCUUUGGUAUUUGCACUGUGCUGUAUGCUGGAGCGGCUGCUCUGGGAUACACGAUGUUUGGAGAAACAACUCAAUCACAGUUCACUCUCAACUUGCCGAAAGACUUAGUUGCAUCAAAAAUUGCGGUUUGGACUACGGUAGUCAAUCCAUUUACGAAGUAUGCGUUAACGAUGUCCCCUGUGGCAAUGAGUUUGGAGGAGUUAAUACCAUCAAGACAUGCCAAAUCCUUCAUAUAUUCAAUCCUCAUAAGGACGGCAUUGGUGAUAUCCACGUUGCUUGUUGGCCUUACCAUCCCCUUCUUUGGUCUUGUGAUGGCAUUGAUAGGUUCUUUACUCACAAUGCUAGUCACAUUGAUUCUUCCAUGUGCUUGCUACUUGAGCAUCCUAAGGGGAAAAAUAAACUUAUUCCAGACAGGACUGUGUAUAUUGGUCAUCGGAGUGGGCGUUGUGUCAUCUGGACUCGGCACAUAUUCUGCUCUCUCUCAGAUAGUCAACCAAUUGAGCUGAUAUUUUUACAGAACGUCGUAUAGUAAUAGAUGCAACGAGUAGAUGUCCUUGUGCGGUUUCUUCUUGUUUCUUCUCCAUUCUUAUCAGUGGUUGAGAGUGCUUUUAAGGGAAAAAUUUCAACGAUCAA